UAGGAGGAGAAUAGGGAUUGCGGUCAUAAACAAACACACGCAGUGGAGUCGGUAGUGUCUGUGGGGCUGUGCAGCAGCACUGGCUGACUUUCAGGGAAGCUGACCUUCUCGACCGGCAUCGAGAAAUCAGACCGGCUGAAAAAACCCGAACACGAAGAGCGGAUUGUCUCCCACUCUCCCUCCCUCCCUUCCCUCGGAAUCGGCUUAUGUGACACAUUCACGUCCCGGCGGAGAAACGAGAGAAAUAUGACGGAGCUGAGGAAGCGAGGCGGAGGCGGAGCAGACCCUGACAGCGCCGAUAAUAUCAGCGACAAGGAGGCUGAUGGCGAUGACAGGUUGGGGCUGGCAGGUGACGCAGAGGGAGAAUGUGAUGGCGACUCCAAAGCAGACACUCCAGAUUAUCCUCUCGCCACAGCAGACACAGACAACACUCCAGAAUGCCUCAACAAAGCUCUGGAGGGGCUGCCGCCCAGAUGGAAAAACUACUGGAUACGAGGAGUUCUGUCUUUAGCCAUGAUCUCUGGCUUCUUCCUCAUUAUAUAUAUGGGACCUAUUGCUCUUAUACUUGUGGUCAUGUCUGUCCAAAUCAAGUGUUUCCAAGAAAUUAUCACCAUUGGCUACAGAGUUUACCAUUCCUAUGACCUGCCAUGGUUCAGGACACUAAGCUGGUACUUUCUGAUUUGUGUCAACUACUUCUUCUAUGGAGAAACUGUUGCAGAUUACUUUGGGGCUCUGGUGCAGAGGGAGGAACCUCUGCAGUUCCUGGCUCGAUAUCACCGCUUCAUCUCCUUCGCGUUGUACCUCGCAGGUUUCUGCAUGUUUGUGCUGAGUUUAGUGAAGAAACAUUACCGCCUGCAGUUUUAUAUGUUUGCUUGGACCCAUGUGACCCUGUUGAUUGUGGUAACUCAGUCCCACCUUGUCAUUCAGAACCUGUUUGAAGGAAUGAUCUGGUUCAUCGUCCCCAUCUCCAUAGUGAUCUGCAAUGACAUCAUGGCCUACCUGUUUGGGUUCUUCUUUGGGAGGACUCCACUCAUUAAGCUCUCACCCAAGAAGACCUGGGAGGGUUUCAUCGGAGGGUUUUUCGCCACUGUCGUCUUUGGCUUCAUUCUGGCCUACCUCCUCUCUCAGUUCCAGUGCUUUGUGUGUCCCGUGGGCUUCAACAGUGAGUCAAACAGCUUCACAGUCGAAUGCGAGCCGUCUGACAUCUUUGUGAUGCAGGAGUACACACUUCCCACUGUGCUACAAAACACACUGAGAUGGAAAACUGUCAACCUGUAUCCCUUCGCGAUCCACAGCAUCUUCCUCUCGUCUUUUGGAUCUCUCAUCGGACCGUUUGGCGGCUUCUUUGCCAGCGGCUUCAAGCGAGCUUUUAAAAUCAAAGACUUUGCCAAUACCAUCCCUGGCCAUGGAGGCAUCAUGGACCGCUUCGACUGCCAGUACCUGAUGGCCACCUUCACACACGUCUAUAUUGCCAGCUUUGUCAGAGGUCCGAACCCCAGCAAAGUGCUGCAGCAACUGCUGCUGCUCCAGCCUGAGCAGCAGCUCGGCAUCUUCCAUACUCUGCAGUCCCACCUGAGAGACAAGGGCAUCCUCCCACCUGCUGCUGUCCAGGCCGAGUGACGCGGCACCACCUCCACAGGGCGAUGACCUGGGAGGGUGCGAGACGGUUUUCAAAGUUGGCGUAAGCAUGUACACGCAGGCACGCAUGCAGAACAGCCGUAUGGUAUGUGUGUGAUUUCUGGCAUAUAUCGGAGCAUCCAUCGUCAUCCUGUCGGCUCUUCGUUCAACUUCCAAUCAGCUCAAGAUCACAACUUUGAACCUGAGGUGACUACGAGGAACAAUCUAGUAGGAAAGAAACUAAAAACAAAAAGGAAAAGAAAGGUGGCUGCGUUGCUUUUCACUUGGACCGGCAUCAGCUGCAGCACGCUUCACGAGUGAACGGGCCGCCGUCAUCCUUAAAACACACACUGAAGAAAAAGAUGUACUUGCUCAACAACAGUGACUGUAAAGCACGCAGCUUUCUCAGUGGAGGGUCGACGUGCAGAUUCGCUGUGGAUGGCAAAUAUUGCACUACAUUUAGAUUUUAAAAAUGAUUUAAGAAGCUUUUACCAGCAUAAACUGGGCCCAAAGUGUUGAGCACGUGGACCUGAGUUACAGCAAACAGACCUGGGUGUGGGUGAAGUAGUGAUGCAGCAGGGUUGUCAAACAUACUGCUAAAUGAAGCCAUGCUUAGUCUCCACUUCCACAACAUUUAGCUUUUAGGUUUCUGACUAAAUCUAAAAUAACUCGCACAAUAAUAGUCAAACGACUGUAGGCAUGUUAACAGCAUCAGCUGCACACUCAGCACUCGAACAAUGUUGUACAUAAAUCUACUGAAACUAUUUAGCAAUCAAUGCAUAUAAUAUAUUACUUCUUUAUGUGACCUGCUGCAGAAAAAGACUUUUAAGCUAUGAGAAGUGAUAUGCAAAAAAAAAGAGAUGUAACUCAUUUGUAGCUUUGAGCAUGAAGAAAUUAGAUUUUUAACAGGUAGCAAUGUAGAGGUGUUUGGGUGACCCUUUGCUUGACUGUAAAAAAAAAAAAAAAAAAAAAAAGAUAAUUUAAAGGAAUAGGUUGAAUAGUGGUUUGUGGGAAAUGUAGUCAGUGGGUUUCUGUCUUUGAGCUGAUAAAAAGAUCAGUAGCACUGUCCUCUCUGUCUAUAAGCACAGCAAUACAGUAGAAAAUAUAGAAAAUAUUAUAAAGAUCAAUGGAAAAGUUUUUAAAAAGUCACAAAUGUGGAGCAGCAGAACAUAGUUUUAUAGUGUCAUUACUAUACCUAUUAUAUAGCACCAAAUCACAACAGCAGUCGCCUCAAGGCGCUUUAUAUUGU
This is a messenger RNA of Pundamilia nyererei, 2866 nucleotides long. It is a transcript of the gene cds1, whose product is annotated as CDP-diacylglycerol synthase (phosphatidate cytidylyltransferase) 1. The record is from RefSeq and is a predicted model, not a curated record. The transcript is spliced from 13 exons. Gene Ontology annotation, cellular component: endoplasmic reticulum membrane. The coding region runs from base 247 to 1620 and encodes 457 amino acids. NCBI's taxonomy places the organism in Eukaryota, Metazoa, Chordata, Actinopteri, Cichliformes, Cichlidae. Gene Ontology annotation, molecular function: phosphatidate cytidylyltransferase activity.